Ochotona princeps (American pika) is the source of this 971-nucleotide messenger RNA. It is a transcript of the gene HSPB2, whose product is annotated as heat shock protein family B (small) member 2. Gene Ontology annotation, molecular function: structural constituent of eye lens; protein folding chaperone. Gene Ontology annotation, biological process: response to heat; protein refolding. The coding region runs from base 226 to 774 and encodes 182 amino acids. The transcript is spliced from 2 exons. The record is from RefSeq and is a predicted model, not a curated record. Lineage: Eukaryota; Metazoa; Chordata; Mammalia; Lagomorpha; Ochotonidae.
GUGUGGGGGAGGGGACUGGGGGUCCGAGAGGAGCUGGUCACACCCUCCGUCUUUGCACUCAGGGCCUGGCUCCCCGGCCCUGCCCCAAGAGGCCCUGCACUAUUUUGGGUGGUAUAGACCCCGCCCCCACCUCGGACUAAAUCCUGGCUGUCCGGGCAACUGGAGGGGUCGCACUGGCCUCUUGGGGCUACACCUCAGAUCGGGGCCGCCACUACAUCCGAAGCUAUGUCGGGCCGCACAGUCCCCCAUGCCCACCCGGCCACUACUGAGUAUGAAUUUGCCAACCCCAGCCGCUUGGGUGAGCAACGCUUUGGAGAAGGCCUCCUUCCAGAAGACAUUCUGACCCCUACCCUCUACCAUGGCUACUAUGUCCGGCCUCGGGCUGCCCCAGCUGGGGAGAGCAGCCGGGCAGGGGCCUCCGAGCUUAGGCUCAGUGAGGGCAAGUUCCAGGCAUUUCUGGAUGUGAGCCACUUUACCCCAGAUGAGGUGACCGUGAGGACUGUGGACAACCUGCUCGAGGUGUCUGCCCGGCACCCCCAGCGCCUAGACCGCCAUGGAUUUGUGUCCCGGGAAUUCUGCCGCACCUAUGUCCUGCCUGCUGAUGUCGACCCCUGGAGGGUCCGAGCUGCGCUCUCCCACGAUGGCAUCCUUAACCUGGAGGCACCUCGGGGUGGCCGACAUUUGGACACAGAGGUUAAUGAGGUCUAUAUCUCCUUGCUGCCUGCACCACCUGAUCCAGAAGAAGUGGAGGAGGUGGCCGGAGCUGAGCCCUGAUUGUCACUGACCUAGCUCCAGCGCAUCCCUUUCUACUUCUGUGGUGAUACCAGCAGCUGCCCAGCACCCCAGAGGUAGCAGCACCCUUGGGGAAAGGGAAACGCGCAGGGUCCACUGUGUGUUGUUUGGUCCGUUGGGACAUGUCAUAGCCUUUGGUUUACUCCUGGGUAGAGCUGAAUAAACCCAAAUUUCAGGGC